GGACAAUUUGAUUUAUUGCUCUGUCAGGACCUCUUGCAGCAUGCCUCCUUAUUCAGACAGCGUGCACACGCUCCAGCGAUAUACACUAACAUCUCUACUGGUAACAGACUAUUGCAUGACACAGGAAACAUGCUGCUCUCUCCAUGGCAUCCUAUUACCAUGGCCUUUGUCUGCGGUCUUAUAUCUGUAGCAUCCUCCGGAGUGAUGGACAGUGAAACAGGUAAGUGUCUCUGUAUGUGCAAACAUCCCUGAUGGCUUGGGCGAGCUGUGCCCUUGACUCUCCGAAGGUGAACAUUUCAAGUAAUGAAAGCUGAUGUGGAAGAACGCAGCAGUAUUGCAGGCAGUACAAGUCACAGAGAACCAGUAUAGAAUAACAAGUGACAAGAUGUUGUUUUCUAAAGCUAUUUCACUGUUUGGAAAAACAAACGCAUUCCUCCAACAGAAGUUGCGAAGGGAUAUAAAGAAAUAAAUUAAAAGUAGAAGAGAAAUUGUCUACAUAUUGUAAUGGGACGUAUGAAGAACAGCUAAAAGUAGAAUACAAGGUCUAUGCAUCUUAAUGGGGUAAUAUUUAGAUUGAUUAUGUAGACAGAGUAAAAUAUUUAUGUACCUUUUACAAAACUAUGUAUAAAAUACAUACAUAUUACAGAUAUCACCUUCCAUUCACUUUUAUGUUCUCCCACUCUCAUCAUCUCUUCUCUAUGUCUUCAUUUUUGUAUUCGUUCCACUCUAUCCCCAUCACCUUCCUUGUUUCUCAAUAAUAUUAUCCUUUCUUAUUUAUUUAUUUUUGCUUUCCUUUCUCCCUUUCUCUGUUUUUACAUCUCUCUCCUUUCCGCUGUCUCCCUCUCUCAUUAUAUUCACCUCUCCAUUUUUUUCUGCCUGUAAGUUCUCCUGUAUAGCAAGCACACCCACUUCGUCAGUAUACAGGAACCUACCACUGAGAAUACAUUGAUCUAGGUAUCACAUGACAGAUGGCAAAUUAGAGUGUUUUUUUGUUUUUUUUUAUGUUCCAAAUUCAGGGAAAAGUGCUAAAUGUUGCGAGGCAUUCUUUUUGGUUUCCAUCAUGAUUGUAGCCUAUUUAGCAUCUUUAUCCUAGAAUAGCACCAAGUUUGUUUCCUUGAUAAAUAUGACCUCUUAGUUGUUUAAUUAAUGUAUUUUAAAUAUGAAAUGAAAAUAUAACAUCAUCCAUUUUAUUCCUAUGAAGAUGAGAUUAUUAUUCAUAGAAACAUAGAAUGUGAUGGCAGAUAAGAGCCAUUCGGCCCAUUUAGUCCGUCCCAUUUUCUUAAUACUUGCAUUAGUCUCUUAUGUCUAGGAUUGCCUUAUGCCUAUCCCACGCAUGCUUAAACUCCCUCACUGUGUUAACCUCUACCACCUCAGCUGGAAGGCUAUUCCAUGCAACCACUACUCUCUCGGUAAAGUAAUACUUCCUGAUAUUAUUUUAAACCUUUUGUCCCUCUAAUUUAAGACAAUUCCUUUUUGUUGUGGUAGUUUUCCAUGUUCUAUAUUGCAGUCUUGUUAAAAACAUAGCAGUCAUAAUUUCAAGUGUUUAUGUAAAGCACAUGCUCAGCAGGCCAUGGAGUUAAUGCUAUUCUGAGAUAAGCCUAUCUCUGGUACUCAAAUAGCAUUGCUCCCAUAAAUGUCAAUGGUAGAACUGUCUCCAACUGUAACUCACGGAAGAAAAUCUAGGCCAGAAACAUGCAACGUGCCAGUGCUAAAUAUGAGACAAUGGCUGAUAUUUAGUAAGAAAAACAGGUACUGUUCUGGUGCAAAGAGCUAUAUAAGAAGCAAUCACAUAGGAAAGCAACAGAAUGUCUCUCAACAUUAUGCAAUUUGCACCCAAAACAGCACUUGUUUUGCCUGGAUCAAUCUCCCUCUAGUAACCACAGAAUGAAAUAGAUUAGAUAACAUUUUUCUUUCAUAAGUUUGAUCCUGAAAGCUGUAAAGAUUAUUGGAAAGGUUCAGUCAUGAUGUUCAUUCUUGCCUGAUCCAAUAGCAAUGUAUACUGUGCUUGUGCCAUAUUACCAGUGCCAGAUUAAGAGCCCCGUGGGCCUGGUGCUGACAAAUAUGAGGGGCCCAAGUACAGAAUGUUAUCGACCAAAAACACUAAAACAGUCCUACCUCUCAAGCGUUAUAUAUCUGGUGGAGAUGUUGCUGGAUGGAAGCACAUAGGAUGCAGCUAUAAGAAAACUCAGUUUCUCUUAAAAUUAGCUAGUCUCUCUCUAAUUCAUGCUUUCAUCUUUCAAGUAAAUCCAUACCCCCUAACAGCAGUGUAGCAGGAAGUCAAUGGGCGCUGUAAAAGGGUGGGCCACUGACGCAGAUCAUGUAACCAGAACUUCCGAAAGGGAUGAACAUGUCCAAAAAGGAGGCGUGUCUGCCCAAAGAUUCAGAAGGCUAGUCUGACAUGAAUGCAUGUCAGGCUACCCGCCAAUCAUGCAUGCUGGCCAGCAGCAUCCUGAGCUUGGCAUAAUUGCGUCUAAUGAUGCGCUCGCUCCAUGCUUUCUAAAGACUGCCCCCUAGUCUCCUUACCUUCUUACUAGCAGGGAGAAGCUCCUGGCAUACAGUCUGAGACAGAGAAAAGGUGGAUGUAGUGAGUGUAGAGGAAAGGGAAGAUGCCACAGUGUUAGAGAGUCCAAAGUCAGCAUUACCUUAACUAAUUUCAUUUCAGCUAGUCCACACAAGUUUUGUUUCCAUAUAUCCCUCUUAAGUUUCCAUACUUAAGCAAUAGUAUGUGAAGAGUAGUUAGGGUUGCCACCUUUCCUGGAAAAAAAUACAGGCCUUACUAAUUUGCAUAACUUAUUAUGUAUGCGUGACUUGAUGUUAAUCACAAGGAGUGACAUAAGAGAAAAUUCUGUAAAAUCACCAAAAACUACUUACAGUUUGAUUCUGAUGUAUAGAUGGAUUUCUCCCAGUGUCCCAUAGUGUCUGUGUCCCCACGUCUCCCAGUGUCCCCAUUUCACUAAGGGACACUGUGAGACAUGGGGACACUGAGACACUUGGGACACUGGAAGACCUGGGGACACAGACUAUGUAUUACAGUGUCCCUAUGUAUCACAGUGUCUCAGUGCCCCAUGUCACCUAGUGUCUGUGUUACCAUGUCUCCCAGUGUUUCCAUGUCACUAGGGGACACUGAAAGACAUGGGGACACUGAGAUACAUGGGGACACUGAGAGACAUGGGGACACUGAGACAUUAGGGACACUGGGAGACAUGGGGAGACUGAGACACCAGGGGCACAGGCUGGGAGACAUGGGAACACUGAGACACCAGGGACACUGGCUGGGAGACAUGGGGACACUGAGACACUUGGGGACAUUGUGUCCCCAUGUGUCUCAGUGUCCCCAUGUGUCUGUUUCCCCAUGUCUCAGUGUCCUCAAGUGUCACCAUGUGUGUCUGUGUCCCUAAGUGUCUGUGUCAACAUGUCUCCCAGUGUCCCCUAGUGUCUCAUUGUCCCCUAGUGUCUCAGUGUGUCCCCAAGUGUUCCCAUGUGUGUCUGUAUCACCAUGUCUCAGUGUCCCCAUGUGUGUCAGCCACCACCUUCCUUAUUUCUGGCUCUGCCUCCAUGUCGCCGGCCCCUACAUGUGUGAGCUGUGUCAGGCACCCGGUGCCCCUGUGGCAAUGGUACACUUUCCAAUAGAAUGAAUCAUAUUUCACAUAGCAGGUCUACUAUUUCAAUAGUAAAUGUAGAGACUAAGAGAUAUUUUUUUUGAAAAUUAUAUUUUAUUCAAAUAUUCCGUGGUCAAGGAAACGUAGGAUAGAAGAGGAGCACGCAGGCUCUGAAAAGGAGAUUCAGCAUUACAACAUUUCUUCUGGAUAUACAAUUAAGGGUUGCAAUUGAACAUAAACAGUUUUACAGGAAAAAUAUACCACAGCAUAGUUACAUUGUGGAUCAUUGUGGAUCCCACUACUUUUGAGAGAGCAGUUAAUAUUUCCCCUGUUUGCGUAGGCAUCAGGUGUGGGUUGCGCAACUUGAUUUUGAGGUCUCCCCCAUUGAAACAGCUUGGUUCCCCUUGAACGUAGUUUCAGUAGGAUCGGGGUUUAUCGCAUCACUAACUGCCCUACCAGUGGUAGUUGGUGCAUAUUGUUACAAGUUUUAGAGUAAGUUUUCAAGCCGUUGGGUCGAAUUGCACAAAACAAACAAACAAAAACAAGUCAAAAGAAGUCAAGGUGAAUAGGGGAAGGGGUAUGAGAGUGAGAUCAGGAAAGAGAGAGAUGGGAGGGCACUAAGGAAAUUGUUAAAGUGUGUGUUGCAGGUUAGUGUAUAGUGGAACCUGGAGCGGAGUCCCCACCCCAGUCUCUCCAGUGACCCUGCUGCCUCCUGCCCUGUCUGCCAUGUAGAGAAACCAUGGGCGCCAUCGGUCUGCAUGUUUUUCACUUGUGCCCCAAAGCACCGCCUGGACGGCCUCCGCCGCCUGAAUAUCUUCCACUUGUUCCAGCCACUGUUCCCUGCUGGGGAUCAAGUUUUGUUUCAAAUAGACUGGGAUUAACGACUUAGUCGCAUUGAGGUGGUGUCUAACAAUGGACUUCUUGUAUGUCAGAAUUCUCGUUAAGGUGAGAUGCAAUAAGGCCAAAUCGGCAGGGAGGUGUUGUGGCUUGCCGAGGAUGUCUGUCAGUGUGUCCGGUAUCAUGUCCCAGAAAGGAGUGAUCUUGGGGCAACUCCCCCAGAUUUGUUUGAUCGUCCCUUCUCCCAGGCCGCACCUCCAGCAGAGGGGGGAUGCCUCCGGGAAUAUCCUAUGUAGGAGGGUGGGUGUGCGAUAAUAGCCAGACAGAAGCUUGUAAUUGGUUUCUUGAUGAAGGGGUAUAGGUGGUGAUGAAUGUUGUAGUGGGUGGAAAGAUAAGAGCUGUGAAAAAAAAGUUAAAUAAUGUGUUCUCGCCUCCCUGAGCCUUACCUUUGUCCAUGGAGAGGGAAUCCUUAUACCUGUUGGUCCAGUGGCAGAAUACACUUGUUUACACCGCUGGUGGGUGCAGACAGUCUCACCUCCUCCUUGCCAUGCAAGUGUCUCGAAGAGCUCCCUCUCUGGCCGGCCAUGGAACUGCAGUGGGGUCAGGCUGCCUGCAACACUGAGAGCAGUGCGUGCUGUGCUCAUCUCAUGGCAGAGGCUCUGCUAUUGGAGCCUCUGACGAUUUUUUUCAGCCUACAUGCUGCACUAGACAGGCACAGUGUGAGACAACCUGGAGGGUCUUUGAUAAGGCCCCUGGGCUGUCUCUCAGUGUGCUACGAAGCUCUCUGCUGCGGCCAACCAAGAGGGGAACUUAUUUAAUAACAGGGGCCCACAGUAGGUCGUGAGGGCCCCUCACUAAGUGCAGGCUGGCUGGUCCAUGACCGAAAUGCCCAAGUGCUCAGUCCGCCCCUGAUGCUAACAGAAGAAUAGAAAACAAAAAACAGGGACAUAAAGCAAGAAUAAGAUACCACUGGAAGUGUGGCUAAUAAGAAUGAGUGGAUUACAGUUCGGUUGUGAGGCUGGUAAAUAUUCUGCUCAGUGUUCCCUCCCUAUGCCACACAUAGGCUUCUGCAAAGUGUCUUUGGGAGGACUGAUUGCUCCAUCUGGGGUCUCAUUCAACCGAUGCCUGUCAGGGGUACCUCACAUUCCUGCAACAUAUCACAAUGCCGCGGGUCUCUGGGCCCAUGACCAGAGAUGGAGCUGGAGCAGCUUCAGCAGUAUGCCGGUAUGUAGGGAGUUGGCCAGUGGGUAAGUAUAGGCAGCUUUCAGUUCUCUGCAAGAGGUUUAGGCAGGGGUGAGCUUUUGUGGUCUUCCCUCCAGGACUGUGGCUUCAGGCUGUCAGUGUUUUCCGGUGCCGGAAGCAGCCUAAGGCUCUCCAUGUACGUUGUGGAUGCGCUCUCCAGCGGCGGUGUCUAGAGUCAUACUCCUGGUGAUUCUCUUCCCCAGAGGGUGUGCAGUUUUGUCUGCUGCAGCCACCUCGCCUUGCAGGGCCCCCUUCGGCUUCUUUCUGUGGGCGGUUUUAUAUUUUAACAGGAUAUUUAGCAACUUACUGUAUAUCAAAAAAACUUUAGUCAUUUGUAAUUAUUUGUUUUUAUUAUUACAUCUGUCGCAAGGAAUAUUUAUCAGAAAAUAAUCUACGCUGUGUUGUAGUCAAGAUAGUUUAUGACUAUUAGCGCAGGAAACACAUAAGAAGAUUUAUAACGGGAAAACGGUGCACUAAAACUGGGGGGUCUGUGAGUAAAAGGGGAUAUAGGCCUAUUUAAUCUACCUGACAACACAAGCUAUAGAAGUUAGGGUGCAUGAAGUGUUCCAGUAAUAUACUGUGUAUAUAAAUAUGCAAUUUCCCACAGCAAUAGAAGCCAAAAGAAAAACAGUUACUCAAAGGGUUUUCCAUUGAUAUUUUGCAUCUUCUUGUUGAUAUGUAAAUGUUCUUAAAGCUAUGUGGAGAAGUCUUUUAAAAUAUGUUUUGUUUUUUAAUCUUUCUUAAACAAUAAAUCCUAUGAUUUUAAAGAUAUCACCCCGUUCCUUUUGCUUCCUAGAUGUGUAAGACCCUAACAUUCAAAAUACAGGUCAACCAUACCAAAUAGAUAGACUAGAUAGGACAGUUGCAAGUUACUGGUUCUUAGAGCAGCUGAGCUGAAUGUGGUGCUAAAGUAGGUGAAUUAGCCUGUAAGCAAGCAAAGAGUAAACUGGAAUGAACCAAUAUCAAAUAAAAAAUUUAAAACUGUAAAUGUAUUGUGGGCAAAAAAAUAUUAUUGCAAACUUAUACAACUUGCAAUUUUCUUUUAUAUCUUGAAAUAAAUAGUAUAACAAAUAGCACAAAUAGUGCAAGAGAUGGGAAGAUCAGGAUCUUUGUGAUUGCUGGAUCCAAAGUUAUCUACGGACUCUUCAAUUAAUAAGGGAAGCAGAAUCACCAGACUCCAGUAUAACAACAUAAAAAUACCUUCCAAAAUCAGUGCUUUUGUAGAGCAGCAGCAAAUAACUGAUUUUUUUUAACUGUCCUUGAACCAAUGACAAACAGCAAUAAAGUAUUGGACCAUGGCUCUUACUCUCUGCAAAACAGCCCGUGUGUUUUCUGAGCCUAACAUCACGUGAUGCGUUUCGCCCCCUCAACCAGAGGUUUUUUCAAGUCUGGUGAUCCUGCUGUGCUUAUUAAUUGGAGAGUUCACAAAUUACUUUGGAUCCAGUGCUCACAAUGGCUGUUUGAGUGACACAGAGCCGCUCAUAUAAACAUAUAUCGCACUCUUGGAUACCAAUUUGCAGCCUUAUUGUCUAGCAUCAUAAUUGUGACACAGGAAAGUUUGAGAAAGAUGUUGCAUGAAUGAGGAAUCCAGGAAUAGGAAAGGUAUUUAACGUCAGUCAUGAUGCUAGAAUGACGUAUGGUGUAACAUGUAGUAUGGCUACAUGAGAUGGGAAGGACCUGCGGUAACUGUAACAGCUAUAUUGUGGUCUGCAGUAAGAGGAAGAUGCCUACAUAUGUCUGCAAUACAUGUUCUGCUUAGGGAUAGUUGUGUCAUCAGGUUCAGACACAAAGUCAUCCUUGUUAAUACUUGUUUUUUUUUUCCCCAUAGAUCCAGACCCAGCUGCACAGCCUUCUCAAAGAAAAGAUGAAAACAUAUCUAACUACACCGUAAUUAAACACAGUAUAUCUAUCCCCGGUAAAUUGAUUCAUUUUAUAGCAAUUGGCUUAUAUAAUGUAUAAUAUAAUGGUCUGAUCACUCAGAUUCCUGUCUAAAACCCAGUUUUGUAAAUAUGCUCUCUCUCUGUCUGUCUGUCCAUUUGUCCGUACUGAAAACUAUAACCAUAUAAAACUCCUGUGGUGACAAACAUAUAAGUAUGUAUGUUUGUGGGGGCGAGGCCUGAGGGGGGGGCUGGGCCUGACUUGCAAGGCGGUUGGUCGCAUGAGCUCCUGGAGAUCUAUUGCAAUAGGUUUAAUUAACAAUUCUGUGUAGUUAAAUUACCCUGUUGUCCCACUGCAACCAGGGGACUACCAAUCUCAACUUUUGGAACCACAUCGCCCAGUCAGCAUCUCACUAGAUUAAGCCUGAGGCCUAGUUUCGGCCUACUACGCAACACAGAAGUGAGGAAGACGUACAAUCCCUCUAUCCACAAGCAACUGGGAACGUCAUAGUGAGAUACCUCGUUCCCCCCUGCCGGUGAGGGAUAUCCCGGCUGCCACUGGUGCACCUGCCCCGCUGCAUCCUCUGGCUGACCAUGGAUCUGGAGAGUCUGGGCCUACCAACAAAAUGGCCGCAGUGCUGGAUCAUACAACCGCGGGCAUAUUGCCUCAAGCGCACACACGAGGACCCAUUCCUUAAGGCAUUCGAUCUGGUAUGUGCACAGUUCUGGACAAAACUCCAUGAACUGAGACUUAUCUACAUUCCUAUAAUCCAAGCUGUGAUCCUGCAGAACCGACUAGCUUAACAACCUCGCUCUCAUGCUCAUCACCGGCGUGUUCCUGGAGGGAAGCUGAAGGGGAGCAGAAGCGGUGUAACCUCAAGGAGCUGCAGGAGAGGGAGUGGGAACCCUCUACAUGCUAGCCGCAAAUGAGCCCGGCAGAGGAGAUGGGUCAAACACUAUGCUGGUGAAAAACGCCAGAAUCAAACCCCACCUCACCCUAACCCCCCAGCAGAGCAGGGGCCUUUACUGAAGCUUGCUUGGUCCUUUUCCACACAGUGCCCUGACAUGCUGUCUCUCCGAUACGCCUGAUGGCGAUACCCAGCAGUAGCAGCUGGCGGCACUGCGUCACAAGCGGGCAUCUGCUGAUUACCUUCCCUCUCCCAGAGACUCUUACCCACGCAGUUAUGGGAGGACUGUACAGUCUUUGGGGCAGAAGAGACUACCAUGCUCUACCUUUGCAGGGCAUCGGCUGAAUGGAGACCGGGACUUUAUCUCUGGCAUAGCGCUUGCCCAACAUGUAUAAUUCUAGCACCACGCUGAGUAUUUAUUUUGAUCUUUUCAUUAUUGACAUUUCAUGUUCUGACUUCACGUGAGACAGGAGUGACCAUGUCAUAUAACUAACAGCUGCCAUUAUAAUUGUUUUAUGCAGUAGAUUUAGCCUUUGCUUUAUGAUGGUUGAGGUAUGCAGUCCUUUUGCUAUAUUACAUCCUGAUUGAAUAGAUUGCCGGUAUUAUGCUCUAUUAGCAACUAGCUAUCCGUUCAAAACUCCUUUACUACCACUAGCUUGUGAUGCAGUAACCUAUUGUUAAACAGUUUGACUGAAAUCUAUGCCAUUGCUAGCAUCCUGUUUUGUUCUUGUUUUUUUUGUUUUGUUUUUUUACUAUGAAAAACGUCUUAGCGUGUGAUACAGCUUUUACACCCUAAGUAACUUGUAAUGUUAAAGGACCACUCUAGGCACCCAGACCACUUCAGCUUAAUGAAGUGGUCUGGGUGCCUGGUCCAGCUAGGGUUAACCCAUUUUUUAAUAGGUUAAUCCAGCCUCCAGUGGCUGUCUCUUGACAGCCGCUAGAGGCGCUUGCAUGCUUCUCACUGUGAGAAGACGCAAGCGUCCAUAGGAAUGCUUUCCUAUGAGACUGGCUGAAUGCGUGCGCAGCUCCUGCAGCACAUGCACAUUCAGCUGAAGAGGAGGAGAAGAGGCAGAGAGGAGGAGGAGAGCUCCCGCCCGGGCUGGAGAAAGGUAAGAUUUUAACCCCCUCCUCUCCCCAGAGCCCGGCGGGAGGGGGCCCCUGGGGGUGGGGGCACCCUCAGGGCACUAUAGUGCCAGGAAAACGAGUAUGUUUUCCUGGCACUAUAGUGGUCCUUUAAGCUUAAUCAAUUUCAGCAAUGUGCUUAUUAAGCUAGUAAAGCAAGCCUCACUAGCCUGUUUCCUAUCAUUAUAAAAAUAUGCACUGUCUUUCUAUACCAUGUACUUAUAUUUCCAUGUUUGAUAUCUCAUAACUUCACUUUGCUGUUGUGGCAUCGCAAGUAAGAUGGUGCCUACCUAUGUGCAUCGAAAAAUAAAGAAUGUUUAAAAAAAAAAAAAAAGUAUGUAUGUAUGGAUAUAGGUAAAUAAAGAGCAUACUAUACUUUAGUAAUAAAAUUGCUAUAAAACUGCUGCCGUAUUAAAGACACAAAAAAACUGUCCAUUAUUCUCUUUGGAGCUGCUAACCUCUACUCAGCAACUGGCUUCUGACUUAUUCCCAACCCUGUCAUUAGUCAUUACUGGCUGCCACUAACCCAAAACACUUAUCACAAGUGAACCUCUGGGCUUUUAAAGUAGUUAGCAAUAACUAAGUGCCUAUACAUCUUAUGGGAAAAAUACAUAUUAAUUAUAUGGUAUUACAUGGAAAGCCUAGAGCAUUUGAAACCAUAUCAAAGAGUGGUAAAAUAAAUUAAAUGGCUAGACACAUGAUGUGAAAAAUACAAGUAUUCUUUAUAUAAGUAAAGUGCAAGGAAAUUUCCCACAGAGGAUAUGAACCUCAGAAGUUACAUAUUGUGCAUAUGGCAUAGUUCAAAAUCACAAUUUAAUAAAUGUUAUAUUUUGCAGCUAUCUCCUGCUAAGGCCAAUCUCAGGAUGAAGUAACCAUGCUAAAAUUGGGCCUUUGAUAUCGACAAAGUCUGGUGUGGUGAUAACUUAUGCCGGUGCUUUACCAGCAAGUGUUAAUCUGCAACUAACCAGCCUUCGUGAGCAUAAGUCAUUGGUGGCCCUAGCUAACAAAUAGUGUUAAGUCUUGAAACCUGUCAGGAAGUAGCAGCUACUAAAUAACAGCUGUUGUUAAUAAUGACAGCUUGCAACUGUUGGAGACUGCUAUUUAUUAACAAGGAGCUUGAUUUAAGGCCAAUGUUUAGAAUUUUUAGAGCGAGAUACAUGCUACGUGAAAAUGGCACUCACCUAGGCACACCACUUAGCUAAAUCAUGGGUAUACCGGUAACAGCAGUCAGACUGUAACGAAAGGGCGACCUCUUCAAAGUGUAAAACGUGCGCCAAAAAAUAAGUUUCUACCCUGAAACACCAAUCUAAGCCACUUUAUUACACCUAUUUGGUUUAUUCAUUUAGACUUUGUUUACUAAAUGGGGUUUAUUGGUCUUUAUGGAUUAAAUUGCAGUCGCUUUGUGGAUAAAUACAUCAAUUACUCAGUUCAAAUUAUGUGUUUUAUUCAUUUCGCUCAGCUUGCUUUGCUUUUACAACUAUGACAAUAAGACAUUUCUAUUUUCCCUUUUUGUGAGCAGGUUUGACAAAAAAAGUCAUACAGAAAGAAAUAAUUCUUGACAGCCCGGCACAUUUGAAACUGGAGUGUGAGCUGCUUCUUGAUUCAGAAGAAUUGCAGAUAAAUGAUGUGGCCUGGACGUUUGAGAAUACAACAAUAAGCAAAAAUAAAUAUGUCAAUAAUACCACAGAGAAUAAAUGGCAUACGUCAUAUGAGUAAGUGUAGUAAUAUAACUAUUUAACGCUAUUAUGCAGCAUUACUAUGACAUGAGUGACAUAUAUGUAAUUAGAGGAGGCAGCAUAGCAUAUGGGAGCCCCCUAUAUGCUGACUAUAAUGACAGCUAUGGUGGAUGCUGAUGGCAUGGUUGGCAACCCCAUUUUGCCCCUUGAUCCACAGAGGAGGACAAGGUGAGUAUUGUGUCUCUAUAUGGGACUAUCAGAGAGCUCUUUACUCCCCAAUGGUACUUGAUUGAAAGAUUCCUAAGCAUCUACAGUCAGUGCCAACUGUCCCCUUUCCGUCAUAACUGCAAAUGGGAGGUCACUAAAUAGAGCAACAAAAUACCCCCUGGUCUGGGGAAAGGGACAAUGACAAACACACAGAGUGGCUUGGAAAGGGGACAAUGACACAGUCAGAGGGGCUGAGGAAGGGGGAAAACAGACAUGCAAAUUGGCUGUGGGAGAGAGAUAUGCAAAGGGUCAAGGGGGAGAUACUCGCAAAGGGGCUGGGUGGAGAGACACGCAAAGGGGCUGAGUGGGAAAGACAUGCAAAGGGACUAGGGGGAGAAAGAGGCACACAAAGCAGCUGGGGGGAGAAUUGGGGGUUGUCCAUUUUUAUUUUGGGUGGGAGGUCUUGCCUAAGGCGCAAAAUAGUCUAGUAAUGCCCCUGCAGCCAGAAGAGCAAUUCUUAUUUUUUACUAAAGCCGGUACUGGUUGUGAUUCAGCCAACCUGACCAAACCUGCACCAGUCGGCUGGAUGCAUUCAGUGCUUACUUACAAAUUAAUGCUUUUCGAAUCUUAAUUCUACAUGAAAGUAUAGGAUUAGGACAUUUACAAAGACUUCUUUAAAAGGCACAAACAAAAAUACAGUUUUAAAUCUGGACUAUUUUCACACUGGCAGCACUGGUAGACAAUGGGCAAACAGUUAAAAACCUAGGGGGCAUGAAGGUCAACUAGGCUGCUGCCCCAAUAAAAAGUAAAUAAAAGUAAAAAUAUGACCCUCAUCUAACUAUAGAGAAGCUUAAAACCUGCAAGCCAGCCAAUCAGAGCUCUCUGACAGGCACGUCUUGGAUCUUACAAGAGUAAUUUUAACACGUCAGAACAGUCCCGCAUCAAUAACAAUUCAAAUGAACUUAAGUUGAUAUGGGGUAAAGAAAACACCGAAACCAUUAAUUUGUUUACACAUUUUUUUUUUUUGUGGCCAUUGAAAAUAUGUUUAUAAAAACUUCUCCAUGUGCAAUAUUGGUGUUUUACCUUGUUUUUAAACAAUGAUUUAUUCUUAUUUAGAUUUGCUGUGUCGGCGCUAAACAUGAUUGGUACCUACACUUGCAUUUUCAACUCUACUACAGAAGUGAAAGCAGAAUUUCAUAUAAAAGGUAAGAAAUUGACCACAAGGUCUCAAAUGAAUGUAUGCAUGAAUUCAGGGGAAACUGCAUAAUGAUUAAAUACAGAGUUAAAGAGAUCAAUCAGGUUUAUUAAUUCAACCAUAGGGAAUUGUACAUAUAGCCACAGUUUGUAAUAGGUAAUUUGUGUUGUUUUUUAUUUUUUUUAUUUUUUUGCUAACUUAACUAACUUAAGCCUCAAUAUAAUAGAUAUAAAAUAUAAGCUUCCAAAUGAUUUCAUAGCUUUUGACUUUUUUUUUUAAUUUAAAAUUUCCAAAUAUUAAAAUAUAAAAAUAUAUAUCCUAUAAGAAACAAUAUAUCUAAAUAUAACAACAUUAAAAUAUUUUUCAUACUAUUAAAUAUUUUUAACAGUUAUUCACAAAUAUUAAUUUAAAUAUUAAUUUAUUUGACAUUUGAAGGAUGCAAUUUAAGCUUACACAUAGCAUAUGUCAGUAUCUCUUAUCUGUCUCUCAACCUAAUCUAUCUGCUGAUUUUACAAGCUUCACAGUUCUUAGCUGCUCUCUCUCUAAUCAGGAUUCACUUGUCCACCCCUUUCAUUCCCUUUUUACUAGCUGGUAGAAGCAACUGGUACAUAGCCAGGGUCAGAGAAAGAGGUGGAUGCAGAGGGUGUAGCAGAAAAAGGGAACAUGACAGAGGAUGUUGUUAGAGAGACAAGCAGCAAGAGCAUUUGCACAGUGCACAAAGUCAGCUUUAAGUUAUUUUUUUUUAUAGCCAGCCAUGCGACAAAUUUUGUUCCCCCACAUGCCUCCUUAGUUACCAUUCUUCCUUCCCCCUGCACAUUUUAGAGCAAUAUAUGUUGUGGUAAAAAAGUGUAUGUUUGUGUAUAUAUAUGUAUACAAAAAAUGGCUUGCACUCACGGUCUUAGAUGAAGUUAAAAGUAUUUCUUUAUUGAAGUAGUUCCAUUAAAAAUUGUUGUUUCAGCCCUCAUUCAACAAUCUUGAUCCUGAGGAAAACCCCAAACGAGGGCUGAAACGUCGAUUUAUAUUGAAAGUAAAGGGAGGAAGGCAAUAAUGCAAUUGCAUCAAUGGGGGAGGGUAUAUGCAAAUUACUGAAAGGUCAACAUGGCGUAAAUAUAUGCCAGGCUGUCUGUCCAUUAUUCAGGCAAGCCCACUGAGGGCAGUCCCUGUUUACGUACUGUAGUAGAGCUCCCUGUGCCCUGGCUGAGUACCUACGACAAGGGCCGCUUCCUAGCUGGAACAGAGGGAAAAACUCAGCGCUUUGGCCCCAGUUUCCGUGGCAUGACUGGGGUCCUCCUGGAGCCCCACCAUCCUGGAACAGGAAGGACAGUCACAAGGACUUUCCCUGCCGAAUCCUCCACGAGCUGUAACAAGGUGCUGAGCAGUGAUUAUAGCCCUUCCCCUCUAAGUAACUAGACGACAUAUAGUUUUGGAAGUACAACUGAUUUUAAUGAGAAAACUUGACCUUUCAUGCGCAGACCCCAGCAGGGGGGUCCCCACUGUAUUCAGCACAAGCCCCUCCCAGGAAUCUCUGGGCCUGGGAUAUAAUUUAAUGAAAGAUAUAAUUUAAUUAAAGUUAAUUAUCUCCCAGGAACAGAAGGGCCAAACACACAAAUAUAAAAACAAGUACCCCAAAACAUAAUAAAAACAUAAAUAACCCCACAAAUAAUACAUCUUUAAAUAGCCCUGAUCUGAGAGCACAAGUUCUCCAGAUAGCGCUUAGAUCUGCAUUAAAGUUCUGACCGGCCGCACACGUGGUCCUAUGCCCAAAAUAGUUCCAGGGCAUUUGGUGCUUUUGCUGGUGCUCCACCUGGCUCUUAGGUAGCGUUAUUUACCCUUAGUCUCAGGCACCUUUCCUCCAAAAAGCGUUCUCCUGGCCAAUUUCAAAGUGGUUCAAAACUGCAAACCAGGUUGUCUGGGAACCUGCAUGGCCAGUCUGUCUAUGUCCUGCUGAGGUGACUGGGAACCUACGAAGUCCUCAUGAGGAAAUUAGUUACAUAGCGGUCGCAGCUAAGUACUGCUGAGGACUAUUUGUUGGUUUGGCUCAUGCGAACGGCCGCCAUAGAGCUAGCAUUCGGUUCUAUUCGCAUGAAGGGAAAGUGACGAACCAGGGACACCCAGGGAAAGCUACUAAUGGCGGCUGGGCAGCGUAGCUCCCAAACUGUGUCCCAGACCUGGACCAUAGUCGGUGGGCAGAAGGCCAGCUUCCACACUCCUCCAGAAGUCCGUGGCAAACGUACGUGGGAAGGAGCGUUUGUAACACGUGCGCUCUACAGAGUCCUAGUGCACAAGCUCUUCUAAUGAUGCACUUGGGCUAUACUUGUUCGAGACAGUUCUCUGGUAUCCCAGACCGGGGAUCUAAAUAGGGAUGACAAGACAGAAUCCACAAAUCGGGACAGUCCUGCUGAAAUCAGUAUGGUUGGGAGUCCUGCAAUAAUAUUUGGUAUUUAAAUAGAUUUUGGCAGAAUGCAUUAAAUGUUUCUGUUCUACCUUCUGAAUAUUCUAAAUAUUGUGUACUUAAUAUUCUCUUCUAGUACCUACCGUCAAGAGUGAAAAAAAGCCUCUUGUAAGCUAUAUCGCAGAUUCCAUUGUCAUGAAAUGUGACAGCUCAAUAUAUAAGCCUAAGAAAUGGAUUUGGUAUCAAACUAAUGGAAGUGACCAGGUAUGAUGUAAUAUGAUUUUACUGUUUAAGUUUAGUUUAAUAUAUCUCAUGUACUUCUGUGAUUAAUAUGCAAGUAAAACUUUCCAGGUUUUCAGAAUAUGGCUUGUGGCUUUUGGCUUUGAAUAUGUGUAGCGUGAGAAAGUAGUUACACUGUUUCAUUGGUUGUAUGCUAUGACACCCACACCCACUACAUUGUAGACAAACAUACAUAUGUGCUAACAUCCUUCCUUCUACUAAAAAUUUAUUUUUAAAUAUUGUGUGGUUAGCAUCUGAAACUCUCAAUAAAUAAACAUGUUAGAGAUUUCAUUUUUUUUCACCUGCCAUGCAUAAUUAUUUUUAUUUAGAGUGUAGAGAAUUACUACCUCUGUAUUUGUCUUAAUUCUCUUUUCUAUUCACAAGUAUACAUAUUAUUCCCAUAUUUGUCAGAGUGGAAUAUGCAGCAAAUUUAAAGUGAUAACCAUAGCUUGUCUCCACCAUAUAUUUCAUGCUUGUCUACUUACCCUUUGCAGGUAGUUCCACUUAAAUGAAUAUGCAUUAGCAAAGAGCUAUGGGAGUCUAUACUACCAGGUGCUAUUCUCUGCUACAUAGUAUGCUUGGUGGAGUUAUGUCAUUUUUUUUACAAAAUAUAUAGAUAUCAUAAGUUUGUGUUAAUACAUGUGUCAGACUGAGGCCGUAACUGUUCCGGCUCCGUUCCGGCAUUUCGUGUAUGCGGAGCCGGCCCUGCCCCCUUUCUGACGCGGCUCUCUUAUGCUAUAUAGAGAGACCGCACCAGAUUCAAACCGCUUGGUGAUUCUCGGACCUAUUUCCGCAUUCAAAUGCCGGCUAAGCUCUUCGUUCACAAAGUUACCAAACCUUUGACUAUUAUAAAGGAUUUUGCCUUCUCUGAACCCCUGACCACGGAUUGUAUUGGAGUCUCCUGAAAACCGGACUGUGUAUAUCAUUCAUCCCUUGGAUUCAAGCUAUACAUUCCCAUGGAGGACAACUCCCAUCAAUCUUUUUUAAACUCCCUUCAAAUACGUGCAAUAACAACAAAGGUAUUGUUCCAGACAUUGAUUGACUCGUUCUGUUUGGCCAUUGGUUUGAGGAUGGUAUGCAGAAGAGAGUUUACGUUGGAUUUGAAGUGAGGAACACAUUUCCUUCCAGAAUCGUGAAGUGAAUUGGGUACCUCUGUCUGAGAUUUUUUCUUCAGGAAAUCCAUGUAAUUUGAUUAUAUUGUCUAUGAAGACUUUGGAAAGUUCGGAGGAUGAGGGUAAUUUCUUUAAGGGAAUAAAAUGAGACAUCUUCGUGAAACGGUCUCAGCGACAAGUAUGGUGGUGUAUUUCUGUGAAGGAGGGAGUUCCAUUGUACAAACUUCGUUGGUCAAACACCUGAAUUCCAAGUUCUUGCAACACUGUCCUAGUGUCUGGUUAUCUGUGCUCAGUUUUAAACAAAGGAAGGAAUUCAGUUAAUUUUUCAAAAUGUAAGGACAGUCAAUGCAUGUGGAUUGUGUAGCAACAGUAAAGUAAAGCUAAGGAAAUGUAACAUUUCAGUUUACCCCCUAGCUUCUUUUCCUUUCUUUUUGUAAUCGCAGAGUAAAUUUGGAAGGAAUAUUUUGCCUACCCCUGAUCUAUAGCUUAGCUGCAUCCUUUCCACAUCUCAGUGAUUGUUGAAGUGGGCCAUUAUCUACCCAACAAAACAGUCAAAUAUGUAGUGAUCACUGCAUCACAAAGAUAAAAAUCUUGUACAUGUCAGCUUGUUUUUUGUUUUAUUUCUGUAACCGGAUCAAUUUUGCCCAGCUUCGUCACAAAAUGUUAGAAACAGUCAGACUUGCCAGAAGGGGCAACACUGAGCUACUGAAUUUACAGGGAGUAUAGUGGACCCAACAACGAAAAUAAUGCAGUCACCCAAAAUGCUCCCCCUUUGAGAGGAACUCCCAUCAAUCUUAAGUAUACUAAUUACCCUAAUCUCUGAAGACUUACUUACUAAUGAACUGUUUCUUGCUUGAUAUAACCUGCAGUUAUUCCUAAUGCAUUGUUACUUGCAUGCUAUAAUCUUCAGUUACUAAAAUAUUAUUGCAUUCAUUAAGACUUCGCUCUCUUCACUAACUGCCUGCAUCCACCACUUUGAUUUAAAGCUACAGUAUCCUUAAUAAUUCUCCGCUUUCUUGCUAUUGUAAUUAAGGAGUUCUACAAGCUGCAGUUGAGUUCCAAUUCUAAAACCCCUUGUAGUAUAACAACAUGCUAGCACAAUACAAUCGUAAUUUUUGCAAUCAAGCUAUUUUUAUUCAAAUUAAUUGUCAGAUAUGUCAUAUUAAUUGUCAGAUAAAUGUGUUUAUUCAAUGCUAUUGCAACUCUAUUUUCUUACAGGUACAGCUAAAUCUAUCUUUGAUACCAAUUAAGUACGAGGAUAGCAGUAAGAAGGUCAAUGAAAGUAAACUACAUAUAUCAAACCUUUCAGAAAAAGACAGUGGGAUUUACAUUUGCAAGGCCGUUUUUGCAUUCGGAGAACACGAAGGACAGGUUCAACUGAGCGUUCUCAGUUACACGGUGCCGCUUAAGGUCUUUCUGGCAAUUGCUGCGGAAGUUGUAGUAUUAGUUUCUCUUAUAUUACUGUAUGAGAUGAAAACAAAAAAAAAACAGUCCGAAGAAGGCAAGUUAUAGACAUCUUUUUUGUACUCGAACAUUUACAUUUAAUUAUCACCUCUAUUUCAAUAUUUUUAGAUAAGCUUUUUCAAAUGAUGUAAUAUAAUAAAAAAACAUUUGCACAUAUUUUUUGAAAAAUGUUAAAAUAUCAAAAAUACAUCAUAUAUAAAAAGAUUUAUUUAUAUUUAAAAAAAAUCUCAAACUAGUACAAUACUUUUCAAAAUAUUAAAUAAUUUGAAACGCUUAUACAAAAAUAUGAAAUUGAGGCCUAUGUUAAUGUUCUAUAAGUGUGACAAAUCUGACUAUAAGCAUAGUAAUGGCAUUUAGGAUAAUAUGCUGCAUUAGGAUGGAAAGUCAACCUUUGUUAAACAUUAUAUAUGGUCUGCACUGCAGUUACAUUUGAUUCUGAACUGCAUGCUUAAAUGCAACAUUAAAUAUUAAAUGGUUAGACAAUAUUUAUAUUUAUGUUUAUGUAUAUAUUAAAAAAUAGGUCAGCACUCUUGGGGGCUUUACAAUUAAAAUGUACAUUUUAUGUCAGAGUUGCCUUUUCAGCUUAAAAUUAUAAAUUUUCAUCAGGAUACCUUUAAGCUGAAACCUUGACUAUGAAUUAAAAUAAAGGUUAUUUCUUAUUUGCCAAGCCCCAGAAGUGCUGACAAUCUUUUGGAAUGGUUAACUAAACUGCUGGUUGCUAGCAUGGGGCACAUUUAAUUGACAUCCAGUAGUGCAUGCUUAUUGUGGAAUUUGACUAUAUGUUUAUAUGUGUGUGUGUGUGUGUGAAUGUAUGUAUAUAUAUUCUAGAUUGGAACUGUCAAGAGUCAUUGUAAAUUCAGAUUUUUCUUUUUACUUUAAUAACAGUCUGACAUGUCUGUAUUCUCAUCUUUACAGAUAUUAAACAAGAUGCAGACGAGUCUACUAACCUGUAAGUUACAAUUUUAUAACAACCCAUAUGUCCACUUACACAUAUAUCUAUUUAAUUUGCGUUUCUCUGUUUAUCAUUCCUUCGCAGAAAAUCUGAAGACAGCAAAUCUCUUGAAACAAGCACCACCAGACAACGUAAGGUGUAAUAGUGAAUUUAUUUUUGAAGGUAAUAAUCAUCCUAUCAUAUAAUAAAGAUAAGAUUUUGGGCUAAGGUAACAUCCCCAGGAUGUACUUGAAAACCAGAAUAAUCUGAAUGUACCUUUCCUGGUUAAAUGAUUUGUUGUUAUUAUUAUUAUUAUAGGGAUAGGUUUUUCUCUUUCUUUUGUACUUAUUUUAAUAAAAAUGUAUGUCCUUUCAGAACAUGAUGAAAGGCUUAUUAUAGAACUUUUUUUUUUGAGGUGACAGGAAGGUGUCCUUAAAGUAUCCUAUUCCCAAGUUAAAUGUGCUAUUUGGUUAAUAAUGCUGUUCUAUGGCCUUCAACCACCAGAUUGUGAUGUUGAUUUAUUGAACACAGUGGAAAGAAACCAAAGGUUUAUUAUAAGUAAAUAGCGACAUUUGCAUUCAGCCUAUGAACGUUUCCACGCACAUUGUGUAACAUGGGUUUCUAGACGGAAUGCAUUAAAAAAAAAAGUAAGUCAUAAAUCAUAAAAGUAUUUUGCUCAAUGUGCUUUCUGAAGGAUGUGGUUAUCAGACUGUAGUGAGCGAAAUCAGAUAAGCAAUACAUUGUGUACACUUGGCCUUCUUCAUUCUGCUCCAUCAAACAUUCCAACCACAUACAGGACGGGAUGUACCCUCCUUGCUGCUCUAAGGCCAAUUUCCUCAAUACACCAGAACAGUCCCUUCAAUUAUGCAUGUGUGUUAUAGUAACUUUAUAUUCUGCUUAUAAAUCAUAUAUACAUACAGUACAUAUAAAUAGUAAUAUAAUACACAUAUACUAAUACCUAUACAGUCUCCCACAAUUUAAAAGUAUUUGUUUUUUGUUUUUUUAAUGAAAACAUUGGCAUCUUUGAAGACCCAUGCACAGUUACUGACCCAUGCAGACAAAUACACUCACUGACUCAUGCAGACACAUACAUACAGAAGUGCCAAUGUUUUCAUUAAAAAAAAUAUAUAUAUAUACUUUUAAAUUGUGGGAGACUAUUAUGCAUGUGUACUUGUGUAGUAUAUGUGUAUUAUAUUACUAUUUAUAUAUACUGUACAUAUGUAACACAGAAGUGUUCAGAUGAUGUCAAAUAAUUACUGUAUUUUACACUAGGCAUACAAAUAAACUGUAUUUACUGUUCUGCCUUCUACACCUCAUAUAUGGAAAUCUCCACUGCUUUAAUUUAGUAAAUUAUAUUGAUUUACAUGUAAGAUAUUAAACAAAAACUGUUUUCAAAAAUAGCCAGAAAAAAAGUGGUUAAUUAAGAGUCUAGGGUACAAAAUCCAAGUAUAUUUAAUGCAUUUGAACAAUGCACUUGAAAAAUGUGCAUUGAGCAGUUUUCAAAAAAAAAAAAAAGAAAGGCCAAAUUACCUAAAAUCAUACCCUUUUCUUACCUGCAGAACUUUCAGAACUCAAUUUUGACUCACAUGAGAUUCCUUGUACAUUCUGAGCAGGGACAAAUCCACUGCUGUGUCCAACUGAAUGCAACAGAAGCAUUGUAGACAAAAAUAACAUAUUAUUUACUCAAAUAACAGUUUAAUGAAUAUACUCAAGCACAUUUCAAAACUAUAUAACCAUGCAUGAUAAUAGUUUUGUAAUAAAUACUCUCUAUAUAACAGACAAUCUGCACUCAAGUUUCCCCAUAUAUCAGUACCUUGGUGCUCAUAACUCUGACUUAGGAUGAGCUUUUCAACCAAUUUAUUUUUUGCAUACAUUUUUAAAACUAAUUUUUUUAAACAUAUUAAAAUAUCAUAAGCAUCAUAUAUAAAAAAAAAAAAAAAAAUUUUACUAUUAUAUUUCCUUAUUUGAUUUUGACAUACAAAAUAGAUUAAUGUCCAUAUAUCAAACCAUAUAUCCCUUAGCAUUAUAUACUUUAAAAUAUUUUAUACAAAGUAUCCAUAUUUUCCUUAAUUGAAUUACUAUUGUCUACAUUUUGUAAACAUUAUCAACAGACAUUACAUUAACAAAACAUGAUACAAACACCAAUUCAUUCAAUUAGUCAGAACAGGGAAAAAUUAGUCUGAAUUUAUACAUUCAUACCGGUUAAUUAUGUCAGUUUAGGCCGUUGACUACAAACCUUACAAUUUUUUCAGCCAACUUUCAUAUGUAUAUCUUUUUCUAAAUACAUUUAUGUGGCUGUUUAACAGAUCUUUUUCUAUGCACAGUUCUUGCUUAAUUUGAGUACUAAGAUGGAUUUUUUGGAACGAUAAAGAAGAUCUCCAGUUCCUAGCAAUUAUGAUCUUAGAAGCUAUAAAACAAUGCGAAGCUACACAUAUAUCAUUACUCGUCUUUAAAUUCCAUUUCAAGUGAAGAAGAGCAGUUGCAGGGCACCAGUUUAACUUUAUAUCUGUCAACUCUUGCAAAAAGGUGAAUACCCAGGUCCAUAAAGGUUUGACCAUAGGACAUGACCACUAUGUAUGGAUAAAAGAUCCUGCUGUAAUGAUAUUGAUGUUACAAAGUUUUGGAGUCCAGUAGCCAGAUCAGCAAUGUUUUCUGCCAGAGGUAGCCACUCGUUACCCAGGUGGUUGAGCCCCUGAGCCUUGAGUGGCCUUCUGGUCUUAAGCAGAGAUGGGAGACUGGAACAGAAAGAUGAUAAUCGUAGUGAGGCAAGCCGAGGUCAGUGGGAAGGAGAAGCAGCAAAGUCAAAACAGUCCAAAUUCAGCAACAGGAAGGAGAAACAGGAACACGCUGGAUUAGAGAGUACAGGAACCACAAUAAUCUGGCAAAGGUACAGAGACAGGAAGUGGCUUUUAUAGGCCAAGGACCAGACACCUGACCAGACACAGCUGAAGUGAGUUGUCACUGAUAACCUUGACUCUACAAACAAUAGUAUCAGAUCUCAGGUAAAUUUGCAAAAGGCAGGCUGGUGUACUGGUAAGGAAAAGGUUUAGCACCAUUUAAACCAGGGUUCGAAACCCAGCAGAGUCAGUUCCUCACACCUGCAUAAUUACCACAUCUCCAGCAAUUUGGAUUAUAUUCCUGAUACAUCUUGGAUAGUCUCAUAGGGGUUAAAUACCAUUUAUACAUAACUUUAAAUUGGCAUUCAAUUAACUUUUGACAAUAAAUAUUUUUAUAAAUUUGUGUUAAAGAUAAACACCAUUCUGUGUAGGAUAUCUCCAGUUCCAAGUCUUUUAUGUUAAAUAUUUGUAAUACAUAAUAUUAUUAUUUUUUUUAAAAAACAAUAAAUUGUGUGAAAGGCCUAUCCAAAAUAUUAAAUUGGGACCUAUAUUAGAAGAAUACAAUACUCUGUAUAUUAAAUAACUCUGUGUUGUAGGGAGUAUCAAAAUGGUACUUCCUUGAAGCUGUACAGACAAAGUCCACAGGCUUGAAAGAUUUAUUCUUCCUUACUAUAAUGUUCUCUGCAUGCUUUUAUGUAUUCUUGUGAGAUACUCAACUUGUUACACACAGCAGGCUGCUGGCAAAUGCUGAUGCUCUUUGCUGCCAUUAAAAGAGCUGUUAAAACUUUUAAAUCUUAGUUAAAACAUUCAGUUUAAAUACAUUGUAGUCUCGUUGUUACAUUUUAUAAAUAUUUACUCUCAUUUAUCUUUUCUUAUUCCUGUUAUUCUGUAUUUCAUUUAUUCAUGCAGCUAUGCAGGACCGCAACACUGUAUUACAAGCUGUACUCAAGUCCUUGAAAGAAAUGCUGUCCUUCUUGUAGAUAUAUGUGAAGCAAUAUCGACCCGUCUAUUUUGAGAACCUGAAAACUAGAUGCUGUAAAGAAAACUCCAAAGAGUACAUGGAUACUUAUAUAACAGAUAUAUAAUAUGCUGUGAUAAUCUAUUUAGGUGUGUAGUAAUAAUGUUUAAAUAUAAAUAAUAUGUCUAUAAUAAUACAAAGUAGGACCAAAAUAAAUGUUAACAUUUUAUUAAGUUAAAGGGGCACGUGUGCAUUAGAUAAAUAUAUUCCUGUACAUGAUUUUGCCACAUCAUAAUUUACAAUCUAUCCAACAUAUCUACUUAUCAAGCAACUUAAGUUGAAAAGAGGACCUAGUUAUUAUAAAUGCAGUUAAUAUAUGAUGAAAAUCUAAUAGUAUUAGGUGAGAAGACUUCCCAUCAGAAAAAGUAUCUAGAAUAUCGUAACAGAAAAAAAUAGCACAUAAUAGGAUUUUGUAUAAUGGUAUCAAUCAUAAAUGAACAUAAUUAUGGAUCAUUAUGGGUUCAAUAUCGAGAGGAAUAGAGAACAUAUUAUAUAUCAAAAGUAUCAUUUAUCAACAAUAUCUAAAUUUGGGAAAUUGCCCCACUAGAUUAAAUGAAUGGAGCAAAGAAUAACCCCUCAUUGAGACCUAAGGGUUAAAAUGUCCUAAGUUAAUAGAUCCGUCUUGGUUAUCAAACAAUGGAAUCGCUCCAAUGAAUUAAAUGAAUGGGGCAAAGGAAAACCCCUCAUUGAGACCUAAAGGUUGAAGUGUCCUAAGUCUAUAAAUCCAUCUUGACUCCCUCUGUCUUAGUAAUCGGUCAUAGUCACCACGCCUUGGAUGUCUCUUAACAAGUUCCAACCCACAGAACUUCAAGUUGCUAGGAUCACCCUGAUGAUAUUCUUUGAGAUGUCUUGAAAUAGGUGUCUCAACGCGGUUCUUAGGGGACCUUACAUGUUCCAUGAUUCUUUCUUUAAAAGCCCUAAAUGUCUUGCCCACGUAUUUUUGUCCACAAGAGCAAGACAGUAAAUAAACCAGGUGUCUGGUGAGUUUGAUGUGGAUGCUUUUAUACUGAUACAAUGUCUGCAUAAUAUUUAUUUAAUGCCUCUGCACAUAUAAGGAUAUUGUGCUGAGUGCAUGUGCUGUCAUUUGUAUGUAUGUUAACACAGUUUUAUGUGCGUCCUGUUACAUCACUCUUACUUACUUGGACCUUGCCGAGCACCGGUCCCUGAGACCUCCCACCGCUGAAUUCUAUUGGCAGUCGGCAUUAGGCACAUUCUAUUGGCAAUAGGAUUUGGCACCAGCUAUUUAAAAGGAGAGAGGGGGUAGAUGCACACUGCUUUGCUCGUGCCCUUGAAAAAGGCAAUUUAUAUUGCCAAUACGCGCGUCGGGUUGUGGGUUUCACUUUCUCUACAUACUGUUUUAGUACCAGCUAGAUUUUCUACACGUUGCUCUUUAUUGAGGGGCUCUUUUGCCAGCUGAGUCCUCUCUUUUAAAGCUAUAAUUAGCUGUGAGCAUAUAUUCUCUCUAUACUACUUCCUACUUUAUUUCAAUUAUCCUUAUCUCCCUGUCCUUUCGAUUUACUUAUCUUAUUAAGCUCUGAUUAGGUACUUUAAAAUUAGAUUUUUGUUAUUCAGCUAACUUGAUUGGACUCUGUAGGAUAUUGGUUAUUACUAUUAGUAGUGCGACAAACUUACUUUCCUGUGUGUGUUUGUCCAGGAUCUUUUGGCAACCGCACAGCCCUCUAGGGUAAGAAAACCAGGUCAAGACAAAGUCCAGUUUCAAAAAGGCCUCUGGCCUGUUUAUUUUAUGUUGUUAUGAAGUAACAGGAUACAAUAAACAGCAAACCUUCUUUCUCCACAAAACACUUCCCUCACUUCACCCUGCUUUAACUGCAGUUAUAUAGCUGCUCACAGCCCCUACAGGUGAGGCUAAUGACCUUGUUAGGCAGUGAGCCAGAACUCCUUAGAAAACCUGGGCUGGACUCAUGCACAACCACUCUGACAGUGGGUGGAGAAUCAGCCCACCCUGCUCUUCCGAAUACUCCACCCCAGGGACCCAAAUAACAACAGAGGAAAAAUGCCUACAUUUAAACUUAACUUUCCUUGGGGCUGCAUCUGCUUACCCACAUGUCAGGGUAGUGGCUGUGCAAAAGUCUGGGUGCCAGAUAUACACCCCUGACCACCAUCCCCAACACUCUGUUACAGUAGAUAUAGAGGGAAUAUUUCCCCCCCAUUUGUAGAUAAUUUCAUUUUACUUGAUUUAUGGGGGUUUAAUAUAAUAGCUGAUACUAAGCUGUGACUGCUUGAUAUAUUUUUGGAUCUAUUGUUGCUUCACUAUCUAUAUUGCAACAAUUUUCAAUAUAUCACUCUUUACUAGAAUAAGUUACAUAUUAGGUAUCUUAUUGCAUCUAUUGUAACUUUGUUGCGCUCUGUAUGAGCACAUUAGCUCCAUAUCUUUUACACUCAGUUUAUAUAUUUUAAAGCUAAGCAGUUUAGAGUAUGUAUGUAGAUAGGUUUUGAUGAGUUUUUUUUCACGUUUUUAAUCUCUAAUAAAACUUUAUUAUUUUCUUAUUUCUCUGUGACAUAGUUUUUCUGCAAUCUUACAUUUGUACUGCUCUUAAAGGGGUACUGGUCUUGAUGGAACUAGCCUCCUCUCUAGAUAGAGGAGUAUUUCCCCCUCAUUUCCUUAUUUUUCUUCAUUUCUUGUAUAUUCUAGGGUUAGGCCCUUUAGUACCCCUGUAACCAUUUCCUGUUCUUUUUUGCCAGGUUGCUUCCUGGUUAAGAGUACUGUGUAUAUAUUUAUUCUGUUUUAAUGCUAAAUGUGUGUCUUCCACAGCCUCUACCCUAUGUGCUGCUUGGACUAAUGAGGACAUAAAGGCCUAAGCUUUAAUGUGCGGCUGUGGUUGGCUGAGAGUGUCAGCUGACCACUUUCAGCCUGUUGCAGCUCCCAUUGUUGGUAUAAAUUGGCGUGGUUAAAAGUUACACUUUUUCAAAAUAUUUGAUGGAACAGAUCUCACUCCUCUUCUCCAUACUUCACACAUCUUCAACAAUCUUUCAAUUUUACUAAGUCUGCAAUUCAGUUGCAAUUCCUGAUAUAUUGGACCAGACAAUUUACUGAUUUUAGGAUAUCAAAAUAAGAGAGUAAUCUCUCCUUAAUCCAUCAUUAAUACUAGUGUGAUACACAAAGUUUGCCCCUGUAGUUUUAAGUAUUCAGAUACAAGAAGAAAUAUUGAGACAGUGAUACAUUGACAAAUUGGAAUCAAUACAGCUUAGUGAUGCAGAACUAUGACUUGGCUGUAAUCCCUCGCACUUUGGAGACUCUCAGAUGGCACUGCUUGUGUGUUUAUGGGUAGCUAUCAGUCCUGAAGAAUUUAGUCUGAUAGGUGAUGAGCUAGGACAUCACUAGGUAACAUGUCACAGCUAGGACUGAUAGUGGAAGCUGAUAACGUUAGUAUAAAACAUGCAGGCAGCAAGUUAGUAGCAUGAGUCUCAAAUGGGAAGGGGAAGCUAAACUGAAAGCAAAGGGAGUGACCACCAGUAGAGGGGUCAAGAAAUACACCAUCACUGAUAUAGCUACUAUGGUGUAACAUUUAUAAAAUAUAUUGGCCAAAUAGAUAUUCCGGGUACUAGAGUCUGAAUAUAACUGCUUGCACAGGCAUACAAAAAAUAUAUAUAUACAUUUUUAAUAUAAGAUGGCAUCCUCAAAAAACAGAUAUCCCUUAUUCCAUAUUGCUUGGUGUAAUUCUGAAGUGGAAUAAUAAAAUAUUUGGUAGAUAUUUAGUUCCAAUAAAUUCUCAUCAUAUAUUUUUUUCAAAAGAUGAUGAAAAUUAAUUGGAACUAUAUAUCAUAGAGGUAGAUCUAUACACAUUAGCUUUGCACUGGAUUUUAGGGUAUAGCAUUAGAAAUACGCCUGAAAUUACUUUCAUACAGGCUGAAAAACAAAAAAGAAUAAUACACUGCCACCUUGUGGAGGAAUUUUAAUAUUAAAAAUGUUGCAGUACUGUUUUAUUGUUUAUGUAGCAUGUAAGCUCAUUGAGCAGGGCCCUCAACCCCUCUGUUCCUGUGUGUCCAACUUGUCUGGUUACAACUACAUGUCUGUUUGUCCACCCAUUGUAAAGCGCUGCGGAAUUUGACGGCGCUCUAUAAACAUCAUCAUAAUAAUAAUAAUAAUGUAAGAAAUAUAUUUUCACUACAUCAUUUUAUUCUAUAUAUCUUUAACAUGUAUAGCUUGGAGGAAAGACGAGAUGGGGGGAUAUGAUAGAAACAUUUAAAUACAUAAAGGGAGUCAACACAGUAAAGGAGGAGACUAUAUUUAAAAGAAGAAAAACUACACAACAAGAAGACAGUCUUAACUUAGAGGGGCAAAGGUUUAAAAAUAAUAUCAAGAAGUAUUACUUUACUGAGAGGGUAGUGGAUGCAUGGAAAAGCCUUCUAGCUGAAGUGGUAGAGGUUAACACAGUAAAGGAGUUUAAGCAUGUGUGGGAUAGGCAUAAGGCUAUCCUAACUACAAGAUAAGGCCAGGGACUAAAAAUAAUUUUUAGAAAAUUGGGCAGACUAGAAGGGCUGAAUGGUUCUUAUCUGCUGUCACAUUCUAUGUUAUUAUGUUAUAAAAUGUAAUAAAGCCAUUGUUUAGUGAAGAAAAAUUCUGAAUGGAAUGUCUUUUUUUGUGAUACUUUAAGCUAAUAUUUUAAAUAUUCCCAUUAUUUCAAUUCUCUUG
Messenger RNA from Pelobates cultripes (western spadefoot toad), 27350 nucleotides. The record is from the annotation of a GenBank genome assembly. NCBI's taxonomy places the organism in Eukaryota, Metazoa, Chordata, Amphibia, Anura, Pelobatidae.